Molecule: messenger RNA, 1230 nt
Organism: Colletotrichum abscissum
Lineage: Eukaryota; Fungi; Ascomycota; Sordariomycetes; Glomerellales; Glomerellaceae
Exons: 1
Biological process (GO): negative regulation of transcription by RNA polymerase II; mitochondria-nucleus signaling pathway; regulation of nitrogen utilization
Cellular component (GO): cytoplasm
Source: RefSeq, a predicted model, not a curated record
AUCAGGUUGUCUUUCAGUGCUGAGCAUCAAGUUUCCAUCGCCACCUACAGUCUACCAAUACGCUCACAAGCUGUCCCCGAACUCUCUCACAGCGUCGACUCUCCUUCCUCGCCGUCUUAUGAUGAGAAAUACGCGAUUGGCGUCACCAAGGGAUUUGACAAAGCCUUAGACGAGGAGCAUCUCCAGAAGACUCCUUCGUCUGAUAUUGGGCCCCUCACCAUCGUUGUCCGCGAUUUGACACUCUCACAAGAAUGUCAAAGUCGCCCUCUGCUAUCACCUCGCAGAUCCCUGGCUGCCCUCUCUGAGUCCAGCCAUCCCUCGGUCACCGAGCAUAUUCAGGCAAGCGAGACCUUGGACGGCCUCGAAUCCGACAAGGAGUCUCAGGGCAACGUGCAGAGAACUUCUCAGCCUCCCGUGCAAAGGCAUAACGAACCCCCCGUCGGCGACUGCGAGACCAAAGGCUCCCCCAAAAGCGACGUUACCUCGAAUCGUCGCCAGAAUUCUAUAAGCCAGUCGGAAGCCUUUCUCCAACAAAACUCAAACACCGACUGCGUUGACGAAAGCGCAAUUGAUGAUGAUUCCGAGUCGGAAGCCUUUCUCCACCAAAACUCAAACACUGACUGCGUUGACGAGACUGGCAAAAGGUCUAGCAUUGACGAGGAGACCUUUUUCCAGCGUACCGACAACAACAGCAAGCUGACCUCGCGUCGCUCUCUUAUUACCAUGAUGGUGGUUGAGAUGGACAACCGCGGAGGGGUAGGGAAUGUUGCCUCUCGGUCUGUCUCAACACUUCCGUUUCGUACCAGCCACCCGGCCCUGCCUACCUUAGCCGUCUCUCCCAAUGAUUCCGACGACGCCCCAUUAAUGAUGAAGCGCGAUAACGGCAGGCCGCAUCUGAAGCCCAUCACCGAGGUGCCACGGUUUGCUCCUCGGCCUAUCUCCAAGAGUGCCAGCCGCUGGUGCGAAGCAGUCCUCUCCCCCCGAACCACACGACAAAACAUGCUAGCGACAGAAUUGACCAAAUCUGUCCGAUGGAACAUGCUUUGGGAGCGCGGGCAGAAGUCAGCUACUGCUAACGCAGUGCUCAAGCGCCGCCAUACCUCCCACGACGUCGCGAACCUGAAGCAGUAUCCCGAGAUCGCCCGGACAACCACGAGGAAGGAUGGUUUCAUCGAUGCCCUAUACCUCGCUUAUCACACAGGCGAUGAUUACAACACAAGGGAAUGGUGA